Toxorhynchites rutilus septentrionalis is the source of this 3647-nucleotide messenger RNA. RefSeq names its product dopamine receptor 2 (gene 5-HT2B). The record is from RefSeq and is a predicted model, not a curated record. Gene Ontology annotation, cellular component: dendrite; membrane. Gene Ontology annotation, biological process: G protein-coupled receptor signaling pathway, coupled to cyclic nucleotide second messenger; chemical synaptic transmission. Gene Ontology annotation, molecular function: neurotransmitter receptor activity; G protein-coupled serotonin receptor activity. Lineage: Eukaryota; Metazoa; Arthropoda; Insecta; Diptera; Culicidae. The coding region runs from base 1093 to 3522 and encodes 809 amino acids. The transcript has 6 exons.
GUGAGCUUCGCAUUCGCUAGUAGUGACAGUUAUGAAGCGGUUUUUUAUGCAGUUCGCUUUCGUGUGGAUUUUUUCUCUUCGUUGCCGUUGAUUUGCGCGCUUCAGAGAAUGGUACGGCGAGUGGGUGCUUCCGGCAAGUGGGUGGCGGUGGAGUUGCAUGGUACGCUACGCCGUCUGCAGAUUUUAGUUCUCACGCUGUUCCCACAGCUGCCGUGAAUAGGUUUAUUUUGCAUAUGCCAGCCGUUCCUAUUUUCCGCUCAGUCUCAGAGCUAGUGAAUAUCACGAAUGUCAACUUGGGCUGCAAGACUAUCGUUUCACGUUGUGCAAGCUUACUGUUUACGACGGGCAUCAAAAUGAUGGCGCUAAAGCUUCGAUGGAAUGGCAUAUAACUCCUCGGGAAGUGCUGGGAAUAAAAAACAACGUGAAGCGUGUUUAUUUUUGGUCGCUUAUACGUCGCUCGGGUGCAUUUACGAACAAUGCUCGGUGUUCUUCCGGACCGUCCGGAACCGGGGAAGGGGAAACCAUGUACAUAACCACUUGUCACCUGCGGUCUGUAGGAUAUUAUAUGCCUCCUGUGGCGAUGAUGGCAAGAGAGGCAGUGUUUGUGUUUUGGAUGGUGCUAUUCGGAGAAACAAUGGAUUAAACGUUGCUCAUCGAAAUCGCAGACUAGUUUUCUUGGUCAAUGAAGAAACCUCUGGAGUUGGCAUUUUCUAUUGAAGGAUUUGAAGGAUAUAGCAGUAGUUCCUCGAGAAGGUUCAGUGCAUGGGUCUGACAGUGCAUAUGGUGCUAUAAAAUGAAAAAGAAAGUGAUAAAACUACAGAUCAAUAUUAUUGUCUAUUUUUUUUAUAUCUUCCUAUCCUAAACUGCGAAUUCUUGUGAAUUCGAGCUGAUAGAUUCAAAAUAAAAGUUCCAUUUGAUAAAUCCGUAAACAGUACAAAGAAUACGGUAGUAGUGAUCCCAAUGGCGCUUUGUUGAAAUUCAUCAGAGUGGAAGAGUGAUUGAAACAGAAAGGAAAAUCAUGGCGGGAAACCAAUCACCUGGUGAUUAUUGAGGCUGUCAGAGAAAGACAGGAAUGUGCGAGCGAAGAUAAGUAUGCAGUUUUACAAUGCUCCACUGGAAGUGUGGCUGUGGUCCGCGACAAGGCCAAUUAAUUAUAUCAAGUUUGCAAAUCAUGCCGCGAACGACAAUCGAACCGUUUACGGGUUCCCGCGGAAAUCGAACAUAUCCACGACGAUUGGAACCGUCGUUGGCGGUGAGGUCAGCAUAGGCACCAACGUCGAACUCGAUGAUGAUAAUGAUGAAGACGAGGCAAUCGAUCGACUGAUGUCACUGAAUAAUUAUUGGGCCCUGUUGGCCAUAGUGUUGGUAUUUGGUACCGCUGCUGGCAACAUCCUGGUGUGUCUGGCCAUCGUGUGGGAAAGGCGGCUGCAAAAUGUGACCAAUUACUUUCUGAUGUCUCUCGCCAUCACUGAUUUGAUGGUGGCCCUCUCGGUGAUGCCACUGGGAAUUCUCACUCUGGUCAGAGGUUAUUUCCCAUUGCAGUCGGAAUACUGCUUGGUGUGGAUAUGUUUAGACGUACUUUUCUGCACCGCCAGCAUCAUGCAUCUGUGCACUAUUUCAGUGGAUCGAUAUCUUUCCCUACGUUAUCCGAUGCGCUUCGGGCGGAACAAAACCCGGAAGCGGGUGGUGCUGAAGAUAAGCUUUGUAUGGCUGUUAUCAAUCGCGAUGAGCCUACCGUUGAGCCUUAUGUAUUCGAAGAAUCACGCUUCAGUCUUAGUGAAUGGCACUUGUCAAAUCCCAGAUCCUGUCUACAAGCUGGUCGGCUCGAUAGUGUGCUUCUACAUUCCACUCUGCGUAAUGCUUAUUACCUACACACUAACGGUUCGACUAUUGGCCCAACAAAGUCAAAAUCUCGGCGGUGCAGCCGGUUCCGGCGGUUGGUCCAGUGGCUGGCUCGGUCAAGCACCUGCUCUGGAUCGUCGGAAUACUUGGAAAAGAAUCAUCAAGCUGAGCAUACCCUCGACGCCCAACCAUGCGCAUUCUGCUGCCUCGACUGAUACGGAACUCUCGACGUUAGACAAUCACGACCUCUGGUUACUGGAGACAAGCAUCCCUCACCCGACACCAUCCACGAUGACCGCAUUGCAUCAAUUUGGCGAGGAAAUGCUGAAGCUUUCCCGCGGUUUGGAAAGCGUUAAUAAUAACAGCAGCUGCUGUGCCACUCAGAGUAGCGGCGGUGGUUCUUUAUUGCCACCUGCACUGCAAUCCGAUGGUGAAAAUGGGAGCAACAACAGGAAUUCUUGCUCUGGGAAAACUCAAUCGCUUAGAAAAAAAUCGCUCCCAAUGCCUAUAAAACCGGUGGUGCAAGAGAAACGCCGUUGCUCCUCAACUGCGUGGAUCAAACGACGCAACUCCACAACUCCCCCAUUGACGUCAAUGCGCAAGCGUUUCAAAAGUCUUCCCUUUGUGGUGCCCCCGAAGGAUGGUACAGAUUCGAAUAUUGUUGUGGAUGAUAUAUUCCUCCAGGAGGAAGCUCGACGUAGCAAAGAGAAAACCUCGUCGAAAAGGUCGAAGAACCAUUACCACGACGAAGACGCCACUCAACCUGCGAUUGAGAAUGACGAUAGCAGCCGUAGUUAUAGUGACACUAGUGAGGGGAACUCGGGGAAUCCUCUAAGACUGCCGCCUCCAUGCAAAUGCCCUUAUUUCGGGGAGGGCUGCAGCAAGCAGCAAUACGAUGGAAUUCGGCCAGCCGAGAUCAAGAUAGUGAAGACGUCUUCAAACUUUAGCACAAUUUCAAAUUUUGAAACACAAAUUUAUAGUAACAUUUCGAUUUCUUCACAACCCACACAAUCGACCUCUAGUAGUUUAUCUACGCUGCCGGCAUCGUCGAUGGUUUCUCCAAAUAAAAAGUAUAACAAUCUCAAAAGUGUAUCGGUGGUUACGUGGAACUCCCAACGACAUCAACGGCGAGGAUCCAGCUUCGGUGGAGCGCGAACAUCUCUAAUGUUGCCUACGGGCAAACCUAGUGCAUCGAACUCCACCUUGCGGCGUUCGGCUACCCUGCGACAACACACGGAGGGUACACCAUCAAUCAUCGUGUCCGGCGGAGACAUCCGGAGUCCAAGGAAAAACAGCUCAUCACCGUGUUUGAUACAGCGACACACCACCAUCCGGUCACAUCACUCGCGCAACUCCAGCGUCAUCUCACGAAACUCGUCGCGUCACGGACGCAUCAUUCGGCUGGAACAAAAGGCCACCAAGGUGCUCGGCGUAGUAUUUUUCACAUUUGUCGUGCUGUGGGCUCCAUUUUUUGUGCUGAAUCUUUUGCCUAGUCUGUGUCAGGAGUGCGAGGAGAACAUUAGCCAUUGGGUGUUUGAGUUUGUCACCUGGCUCGGUUAUGCCAGCAGUAUGGUUAAUCCUAUUUUUUAUACAAUCUUUAACAAAGCAUUUAGAGACGCGUUUAAGAAGGUGUUGCUGUGUCGAUACGGUGCAAAACCUUCGUGGCAACCCUGUAGCUAGCAAAUCCCUAUCGCUCGUUCGAUUGCCAGCGAACCAGUAUAGGAAACUUUUCUACUGAUGACACAGCUCACUGUAUUUUAUCAAUGAAGAGUAGUUGAUAAAAAAUUGGAGGUAAAUUUGCUCGG